UAUGGAUUGAUGCAGGGACACAGAUCUUCUUCUCUUAUGCGAUCUGUUUGGGAGCGAUGACGUCACUGGGAAGCUAUAACAAGUACAAGUAUAACUGUUACCGGGACUGUAUGCUCCUCGGAUGUCUGAACAGCGGUACCAGUUUUGUUUCGGGCUUUGCGAUAUUUUCCAUCCUUGGCUUCAUGGCUCAAGAACAAGGGGUGGACAUAGCGGAUGUGGCUGAGUCAGUUUGUGGAAGUUGAAGGGCAGAUUACUUCUCUGGUAGAUCUUUACCCAUCCUUCCUAAGGAAGGGUUACAGACGGGAAAUCUUCAUAGCUAUAACAUGCACACUCAGCUACCUACUCGGCUUGACCAUGGUAACUGAAGGUGGGUUGUAUGUGUUCCAGCUGUUUGACUACUAUGCAGCCAGCGGCAUGUGCCUUCUCUGGGUGGCAUUCUUUGAAUGUAUUGCAAUAGCCUGGGUGUAUGGAGCUGAUGAUUUCUACGAUGCAAUUGAAGACAUGAUUGGCUACAGGCCUGGCAUAUGGAUGAAGUGGAGCUGGACAAUAAUCACUCCGCUGCUGUGUAUGGCUUGUUUUAUCUUCUCUCUCGCCAAGUACACGCCAUUGACCUACAACAAAGUCUACAAGUUCCCUGACUGGGCGGAAGGGUUGGGUUGGAUGUUGGCCCUCUCCUCCAUGAUAUGCAUCCCUCUGGUGGUGGUUGUCAAGAUUAUUCAGUCAGAUGGGCCAAUAAUUGAGCGGAUUAAGAUGCUGACUGCACCAAAGGGAGAAGGAAGGAAACCAAAAGACGUAGCGUUGGAUGCUGAGGCCACAGUUCCACUCAGUCCCAAUGGGCUUGCAGGAAGUGAUGUUGGGAAGCCCACUCAGAUAAUUAUAGAAACUGCGAUGUAAGCUCUCUAUGAGAGACUCAAAUUGUGCUUUUUUUUUGAUGUGAACUCCAGCCUUUUCAGGACCAUAUAACCCCAUUCACCUAAAGUAGUGCUUACUCUAGACUUUUGUCUGAACUGAAUGGUUAAUCCCUCCAGAGAACGCA
Molecule: messenger RNA, 1036 nt
Organism: Chiloscyllium plagiosum (whitespotted bambooshark)
Lineage: Eukaryota; Metazoa; Chordata; Chondrichthyes; Orectolobiformes; Hemiscylliidae
Source: RefSeq, a predicted model, not a curated record